GGUUCGAAUCGGUUAAGCCGGUUAAGGAACAGGUCGGUGUUGUGGCUUGUCCUUGUUGCGAAAGGCAAAACCAAUCCAUCGUGCAAGCAAAAACUUCGAGGUUAAAAACCUUAAAAGCGGCGAGGGCAACCGUAAAAACCAUUCUCCGACACAAGAAACGAAUUGUCUCAAUACUCAAAAAAAACGAAUCCCUUAAGAAGAUGGCGAGAGAUAGCUGUUUGGCCAAAAUCACUGCCGGAGUUGCCGUUGGCGGCGCACUUGGCGGCGCAGUAGGUGCUGUCUAUGGAACUUACGAGGCGAUUAGAUACAGGGUUCCUGGGCUUAUGAAGGUUAGAUACAUUGGGCAAACUACCCUCGGCAGCGCAGCAGUUUUCGGGCUUUUUCUAGGUGCAGGCAGUUUGAUACAUUGUGGCAAAGGCUACUGAUUCCCUUACAUUGGUUUACCUCUAGAAGCUUUUAGUUUGUAUCUCUCAUAGUCUCUUGGUGAAAGAUUGGAUUCUCUUUUUGAAAGAUAUUGACCUUUUUGUUGAAAUAAGUAUUGGAUGAAUCGUUUUUAUAUGUUUCUGCCCCUCUCUGUGUGAAUUUUCAUCUCUUAUGUUUGGA
Arabidopsis lyrata subsp. lyrata is the source of this 603-nucleotide messenger RNA. Its product is annotated as reactive oxygen species modulator 1. Lineage: Eukaryota; Viridiplantae; Streptophyta; Magnoliopsida; Brassicales; Brassicaceae. Gene Ontology annotation, biological process: protein import into mitochondrial matrix; protein insertion into mitochondrial inner membrane. The record is from RefSeq and is a predicted model, not a curated record. Gene Ontology annotation, cellular component: TIM23 mitochondrial import inner membrane translocase complex. The transcript is spliced from 3 exons. The coding region runs from base 201 to 425 and encodes 74 amino acids.